AUGGCAAACAAGGCCGCACUCGCAGCAGCUCUCCUCGUAGCCAUGGUGGGUCUUGCCACCGCCACCACCAUUACCAUCUCCUUCGAUGAAGAGGUCAGCGAGAACCAUCACCAAUGCAGGCAGCAGGUGCAGGGGCGCCGUUUCCAGUCCUGCCAGCGCUUCUUGCAGCAGAGGAACGAGUUCGAGGCCCUCCUCGACUCGUACCAGCGGCCCGCCCUUCAGGCCUGCUGCCAGGAGCUGAAGCAGAUGGACAGCCAGGAGUGCGGCUGCGAGGCCAUCAGGCAGGCCGUCAGGCAGGCGCAGCAGAGCACGCGCCGCUUCCAGACUAGCCAGUCCGAGCAGGUCUACCAGCAGGUGCGCGCCCUCCCGCGCCGAUGCGGCCUUCGUGAGCAACAAUGCCACUUCCGCCGCCUCUUCGUUUGA
This is a messenger RNA of Salvia splendens (bonfire salvia), 423 nucleotides long. RefSeq names its product 2S albumin seed storage protein-like. The transcript has a single exon. Gene Ontology annotation, molecular function: nutrient reservoir activity. The record is from RefSeq and is a predicted model, not a curated record. The coding region runs from base 1 to 423 and encodes 140 amino acids. Lineage: Eukaryota; Viridiplantae; Streptophyta; Magnoliopsida; Lamiales; Lamiaceae.